GCCGGAUGUCGCGGUGCCCGGGGCGGGCGGGAGGCGAGGCCGGUGCUCUCCCGGCGCCGACAGUCCCCGAGCCCGGGCGGGCAGGUGGAGCCGGGAGCCGCGGCCGGAGCAUGGAAGAUUCACAGGCAGGUAUGGACCUAAGUAAUUCACAGGAACAGCCCAUGGCUGCAGAAGGACAGGAGGUUUUGACAGACCGUAAUCUGAACAAAUCCCAGGAAAUGGAAAGUAUGGAUAACGCGGAAGAUCUGAAGGAGCAUAAUCAGUCUAAUGAAGAAGCAGGAGAUGAUGUGGUUAAAGUGAAAGGUGAAUACAGUGAAAGAGAGGAGAGUGCUUUAAAUUCAGAGCCUAUGGAAAACCCAGAAGAAUCUGAAAUGCCUUACACCUAUCCCAGAGAAUAUAAUGAAUAUGAAAGCAUUAAACUGGAAAGACAUUCUGGUUCAUGUGACAACGUCAGGCCAGCUAGUGGAAAAAUGAAUUGUGAUAUCUGUGGAUUAGCCUGCAUUAGCCUCAAUGUCUUGAUGGUUCAUAAACGUAGCCACACUGGUGAACGGCCAUUCCAGUGUAAUCAGUGCGGAGCUUCCUUUACUCAGAAGGGUAACCUCCUCCGCCACAUUAAACUACAUACAGGGGAAAAACCUUUUAAAUGUCAUCUUUGCAGUUAUGCCUGCCAAAGGAGGGAUGCGCUAACAGGUCACUUAAGGACACAUUCUGUGGAGAAGCCGUACAAGUGUGAGUUUUGCGGCAGGAGCUAUAAGCAAAGGAGCUCGUUAGAGGAGCACAAGGAGCGGUGCCGUACUUACCUGCAGAAUGCUGGCAUGUGCGAGGCUGCAAGCGUGGAGGCAAGGCACAUCAAGGCAGAGAUGGGGAGUGAAAGAGCCCUUGUGCUGGACAGGCUAGCAAGCAACGUGGCAAAGCGAAAAAGCUCAAUGCCUCAGAAAUUUAUUGGUGAGAAACGGCAUAAUUUUGAUGUUAAUUAUAAUUCAAGUUUCAUGUACGAAAAGGAAAGCGACAUAAUGCAAGGACGCAUGAUGGACCAGGCCAUAAACAAUGCCAUCACCUACCUUGGGGCUGAAGCCUUGCGCCCCCUCGUGCAGACGCCACCAGCUCCCACCUCGGAAAUGGUCCCCGUCAUAAGCAGUCUGUACCCCAUACCACUGACCCGCACCGACGUGCCGAACGGCAACUCGCAGGAUGCGGAGAAAAGCCACCUACGGGACAAAAGCCUGUCUUCCGACAGAGGCCUUUCCCCCAACAACAGCGGCCAAGACUCCACAGACACUGACAGCAACCACGAGGAGCGGCAGAAUGCCACCUUCCUUCAAAGCCAGAUGAUCCCCGCUCAGGCCCGCAACGGCCUCCAGUCCUUGAAGGAUUUCCCAAGGCCGUAUGACAUAAUCAAGCCACCUGCCAUAUGCCCACGCGAUGCCUUUAAGGUCAUCAACAAGGAAGGGGAAGCCAUCGGGGUCUACCGGUGCGACCAUUGCCGCGUCCUCUUUUUGGAUUAUGUGAUGUUCACCAUCCACAUGGGCUGCCACGGGUUCCGCGACCCCUUCGAGUGCAACGUCUGCGGGUACAGAAGCCACGACCGAUACGAAUUUUCCUCACACAUAGCACGAGGAGAGCACAGGGUAGUGCUCAAAUGAAAGGACUGGCUUUCCGAGGUCAAAGGCUUUGUUUUAGAUUGGAGGGGGGGGCUUGUUUGGUUGGGUUUGAGUUAGUAUAAAGAAGUUUCUGGAGUGUUUUUCUAUGCCAGUUUUUAAAUGAGUGUCACAGGGCAGUGACACCUCUAUAAUUUCUUUUUUUUACAAAUAAUUCAGUGUUCUGUAGCAUCUAUGCCUUCUGUGGUGAGUGGUACUGUAUAAAAUACCAGGAGCAGAGACCGGUUUUUAUAUGAACUUUAUUUUUGUGAAAAUUAAGAGCCAUUUAAGAUGUUUUUAUUUUUUAAUGUGCGUUUGUUUUUAUAAUGUACGCUUUAACUCAGCGCAAGAGGUUUUUAUGCCCCGCUGCCAGUGUCCCGGCUUGGUCAGGUGCGUAGUCAGGGGUCCGCAGGAGGAGCGUGACGGUGCCGAUGGUCUUCAAAUGGCUGAUCGCCGAAACAAGGGAAACACGUGGCUGGGAGGGAUUAUUGAUUCGUCUUUAAAGGUUUUCCCCUAAGUCUUAAAGAGCAGGUGGUCCCACCACACUUUCAUUUUUCUUACCCUUCUGUUCACUUUCUUUAAAGUCACUCCCACAUGUGUCUUCCUCGGUAAUAGCAAAAGAAGAAAUGAGACCUAUUUUGGGGUUUUUUAACGAUAUGCAUUUUUGGGAUACCCGGUGAGGUCAUUGGUUGGCUCACCUCUGCACUCUGGGGGAAAUCCUGAUUUUUUCAUCGAUGGGAAGUCCUCCUUUUCCCAUGGGUGCCAAGAACAAGGACAAAACUGCGCUGCGCGUUGCGCCCCCGCCUCGCUCCUGCUCGGCUCCGGCAGCAGACCUCGCGGCUGUGCCGCCGGGCCCUGGCACGCCGCGUCCCUGCGGACGGCCCGCCUGCGCCCAGCGGGAGUCACCCUGUCCUGGCAGCCGCCGCCGUGCGAAUCUGCAUACAUGAAUGUGUGGGAGCUGCCGGCUCAAUCGUGCUGUCUGGUUUUACGUGGGGAUAUCCCUCGGCGUGAAAUGUGCUGUUUUGCAAAAUGAGUAUUUACCAUUACUUUGAAGCUGGUUUUUAAAAUAGUUCUUUUAAUCUAAUCAUUGCUCCGCAGCUGUAUUAUUAGUCACUGUGCUGAAGAUAUGAAUUUGAUAACAGUUUUGCUGAGUGAAUGUUUAUUCUUUGCAAAGUAUUUUUGUAUAAUGUAGAGUUAAGUGUGGUCUGAUGGACUUUUUGCAUCCAAUGUACGGUUUGAUGUCU
Molecule: messenger RNA, 2881 nt
Organism: Phalacrocorax carbo (great cormorant)
Lineage: Eukaryota; Metazoa; Chordata; Aves; Suliformes; Phalacrocoracidae
Source: RefSeq, a predicted model, not a curated record